GAGCAAAAUGACAACUGGUUUGUUUUUAUCAACAAGGAAAAUUGGAAGUAGACGUUAAAGUUUUCCCUCUCCUGGCCUGUCCAGAGCAAAUCCUGACAGCCGACCAAAGAGGGACCCGUUUUUCUCCUGGAGACAUCUGUCAGCCCUACCAGCCACUCUGGAGCCGUCAGUACAAACACAGAAGAAGACAGUGAGCAGUGACCGUGGUCAAAUCAAGGCAGGUAUCUCUUCAGCUGAGGGGGGGGCUGUUCAGCGGGACGGAGCCAUGGAGCCACCAGAAGACAUGGAGGGCCGUAGCUUUGUGGAGGUGAUGAGUGAAAAGUACAGUCCAGAGAACUUUCCGUACCGCAGAGGGCCUCGGAUGGGGGUGGUGGUGGUGCCCACUGCAGGUCCGCAAGGCUCUCCUAUGAAAGACCGUCUGAACCUGCCCAGUGUGCUGGUGUUGAAUAGCUGCGGGAUCAGAAGGGCAGGAGACCAGGCUGAGAUUGCUGCCUUCUGUGCCCAUGUCAUGGAGCUGGACCUGUCUCAUAACAAGCUGCAGGACUGGCAUGAGAUCAGCAAAAUCGUGUCCAACAUCCCAAACCUGGAGUUCCUGAACCUGAGCUCCAACCCCCUGGCAGGAAUGACCCUUGAACCACGGUGUGCUGAAGCCUUUUCCGGGGUCCGGCGCCUUGUCCUCAACAACACUCAAGUGUCCUGGGACACCGUGAUGCUGCUCACGAGGGAAAUAUCCGAGCUGGAGGAGUUGUUUCUGUGCCUUAAUGAGUACAGUAGUGUGAGUGCCUCCAGUGUAGCCUGCCCCACCUUGCGCCUGCUUCACAUCACCGACAACAGCCUCAAGGACUGGGCCGAAGUCCGCAAGUUUGGCUCCAUGUUCCCCAGCCUGGACACUCUGGUCAUGGCCAACAACAACUUGGCCUCCAUUCAGGACAGCAAGGAUAUCCUGCCACGGCUCUUCCCCAACCUGCGCAGCAUGAACCUGCAUAACUCAGGUCUCAACCAAUGGGAUGACAUUGAGAAGCUGAACUUCUUUCCCAAGUUGGAGGAGGUGCGGCUGCAGGGCAUUCCCUUACUACAGACCUACACCAACGCGGAGCGACGCAGCCUCAUGAUAGCACAGCUCCCUUCAAUAUCGCUGCUAAACGGCAGUGUUGUGACUGAUAGUGAGAGAGAAGACGCAGAGAGGUUCUUCAUCCGUUACUACUUAGACUACCCAGAGGAGGAGCUGCCUUACAGAUACCAUUCCUUGGUAACCAAGUAUGGGAAGCUGGAACCACUUGCUGAGAUUGACCUCCGCCCUCGCUGCCGUGCCCAGGUGGAGGUUCACUGCGAGGAAAAAGUGGAGCAGCUGAGCAUCCGUUUGGACCAGACAGUAGCUGAGCUGAAGAAGCAGCUGACGACAGUGGUCCAGCUGUCCACCAACAGCAUGAGGCUCUAUUACAUCGACAAGUGCAGCGCCUUCGGUCCGGAGGAAAUGAAGUACAACACCCGGGCUCUCCACUCCUACAGCAUCCAAGAUGGCGAUGAAAUACUGGUGGUGCCCAAGACCAAGUGAAAAGCUGGUUUCCAAACUGGCUGAUUACAGUGCCGCUUGAUUGAUUGAUUAAUUGGAUUAUUUGUUGAUUGAUUAACUGACAUCACAAAAUAACUGGGAAAUACACAUGGAACAGCAUCAGCAGCCCACUUGUAACGGAGAGGGAAAGAAGAAAAUGACGUCUGCACUGUGGACUACAGUGGGCUGCUGGGAAGCGCUGGCUGGAAAUGCAGCCCGUCUGGAGAGAAUUUUAAGAACUUUAUUUAUUUCAGCUUUAUUUCAGGGCAUCCACAGGAGUUAGUGGACAAAUCAGUCACACUGGAGAACAGGCAGCGAGAGCAACUCGCAGUCAGCUCGCAGCUUAAGCCGGAGGGGGGGCACUGCUAUACCAGCAACGCAGCUCUAUCUCUUAGUACACGGCAUGUAUCAUAGCACCUGCAUAGGCAAGUACCCAACACCACUGGCUUGCCCACUCGUCGCAAAAGCUACCGUGAUUAGUCGUGAGGCAGUGCUGCUGAGUGGAGAGGGCUGCGUUCAUCCGCACUUUUAAAGUGGGCACUAAAUCAGGAAGAGCAGCUGUUGCUAAAGGAAAAAUCAUGCCUAAAACACUGUUCAAUGCAGGGGUUUGUGAUGAAACUACGAUUGUUUGGGUCCAUUUUGUUGGUCAGUGGUGUUUUGUUUUUUCAUAUUUCUAUGUAUAAUUGCCAAAGUUAUAAGAUGCUACAUCACAUUCAGAUUGUUCAGCAAAAUGCCAACAGAGUCAAAAAGCAAAGGAUUCUUUCUGGAGCCACAAAGACAAUCAGCAAUCAAUGUGAAUUUUAUGUUUGAAGACAUAUAAAAAAAAAUCUCUGCUUUGAAUAAUAGUUUGUUUGUUGUAGGUUUUCUUUCCCACAAGCAAGUUAGAAAUGUAGAAAUACAUUUACUCCUCCCUCAGCAACACAUCCAGAAUCUUUGAAUAUGCAAAUGUAAUUCCUUACAAAAAGUUCAACUGCUGGACACAAGAUCUUGUAACUUCACUGAAAAGUCCAUUCUCUGUGUAUGUGCCAUCCAGGCUUCAUGUUUCCACAUCGCACUCGUUGAGUCGUAUUCUGCAUCAGGAUUGGCUUCCAAACUGGUCGUCAGCAGAUGAAUGUGAAAACAGUUUUGUUGCAUCAAACUCUGCACAGUGACAUUCAAGUGAAGUGACUUUGAGCCAAACACAUUUUUGACCGGAGGGGGGAAUGUAAAUAAAGUGAUGUAGACAGAAGGGGAAAAUUACACCACUUUAUGACAAAAUGGCCUCAGGAGUGACCCGGAAUUGAUUAUAUCUAAUAGUGUAAAGGCAAUUUAAGACUUGGAGGAGGCUUACGACUGUGUCCUCCAGGGAGUCUUGUGGGGGGGGCAGCCAUCCAGUCCUUAUAUAACCAGAGUGAGAGCUGUGUCCAUAUUUUCGGGGAGGAAGUCCCUCACGUUUUCAGUGGGUGCUGGGCUUCAUCAGGGUUGUCCCUUGUCACCGAUUAUGCUUGUGGUUAGGCUCUCAACAUGCAGCUAGGUGGGAGGGGGAGUGCCUGGAUGGGGACCUGGAAAAUGUUGCUGGGGAGGAUGGAUGGAUGGAUUACCCUGCUUAGCCUGCUGCCACCAUGACCCGGCCCUGGAUAAGCAUCAGAAAAUGGAUGGAUGGAUGGGUGGAUGUUUCUUGUAGGGCUGUCCAGGAUCGGAUGUUAGUGUGUUACUUAUCACAGAACACCUACAGCACACACGUAUACACACACAUGCCCACAUAGGUGUCAUUAUUAUGGGCUGCCCCUACAGGAGUGAAAAAUUUGCUCUGCCACUACAGCAACCUCACUAAUUGUUUUUU
Messenger RNA from Chelmon rostratus (copperband butterflyfish), 3374 nucleotides. RefSeq names its product tubulin-specific chaperone cofactor E-like protein. NCBI's taxonomy places the organism in Eukaryota, Metazoa, Chordata, Actinopteri, Chaetodontiformes, Chaetodontidae. The record is from RefSeq and is a predicted model, not a curated record. The coding region runs from base 266 to 1555 and encodes 429 amino acids. The transcript is spliced from 11 exons. Gene Ontology annotation, molecular function: protein binding; U2 snRNA binding. Gene Ontology annotation, biological process: mRNA splicing, via spliceosome.